AAAUUGAAAAGAGUUAUUAUUUUGGUGUCAGUGAUUUUUUAAGGAGGAUAGAGUGAAUUAUACUCUGAAUAGAGUCGAAUCCCACAUAUUCAACUCUCUGUUGACAUAUAGUUAGUGUAAAAACAAAGUGUCAUGACGAAGUGCUUUUAAAUUGACACUUAAAGUGUCAUACCUGAUUUGACAACUCUGUAACUCUGAACCUGGCCGUGACACUCAACGUGCACAUCAUCACCCCCGCCUUCAUUUCCUCACAUGCACCCACCCAUGGACCACCGGCACCGAUAGAAGAGUUCUCCUGCUGUCCACACUCGGUCUUCAACAGAUGUGUGUUGUUCGAAAAUGCUGGCCAGGGUAGAAUAUAGAGGAGUCCAAAAAUACAUAAAAGUUCCACAAAAUGAUGAAAACUUUGAUUUUCUCCAGUUUCUUCAAGCAGUAACAGACAAAUUUAGCCUGCAGGCUGAAUCUCUGAAUGAAGGUCUCCUCAGCUUGACUGAUACAUCAGGUACUGAGGUCGACGCAGACAUAUUUGAUGAGCUGAUAAAGUCAGGGAUCCAGAACUUCAAGAUUGGAUAUUGUCAGUAUCCAGUAUCAGAUCUCGAAGUAUGUCUUGUGGCAGACGAGACACAGUCCUCAGUAUUACCAGGCCCAUCAGUGUCACCAGUGUCAUUGCCAGCAUCCCCUGUGUCAACGUCAGACCGAUCAGCAUCACCAGCUUCUUCUGCUUCAACAGCUUCUACUGUCAUUCUCUCAUCCACUAAGAACAGGAAGAGGGGCCUUGGUGACCUGAACCGUGAUGAAGCAAGACAGGAGAAUUCCACCCACAAGUGUGCGGACCACCUAUGCACUAGGAAUUGUGACCCUUUUUCCAUAUCUGCAAGAUCCAUAUUCAAAAAAUGGAUAUGAACAUUACUAUGAUCCAGACGCCAAUACUGGCUACCUUGCUUGGAGACUCAAGACAGUCCAACGCAACAGCUUUGAUGGCUCCCACAGACGUUCCAGGCCUGAUUUGCAGGACAGCCCAACAACCUAUCGAGAAUCCCUGUUAACCAGUCAGCAGCUCUUCGGUGAGGAGUGUCGGGAGGCGCUUUCUGUCAUCAGAUACUCUACAGAUCAUUCCGUGGUAAAAGAGAGAAUGAGAGCCACCUUUGAGUAUAGACAGAAGCUAGUUCAUGACCAGGAUGCAACAUCUACAGUCUUGGAUGUCUUCCCUCGUUUCCUUGAUGUUCCUGGAUUGAUUGACCAAGAUUUUUCCAUGAUGUUUGGGGAUGAAGUAUCUGGGAAAUUUCUGGCAAAGUGGCCCUCAUUUUUCAUGCAGAAAGUCAUCACAGAAUGCCAGAGUCUUCCCUCAAAUAUGCAUGUUGAGGAUCUUCUUGCAGCUUUUGACUCUGAUGCCGAGAAUGACUUUGGCUGGGAUAGCCAUAUGUCAGCUCUCCUCCUGCUGUUGCAUCUCCUGCCCCCUACAUCAAGAGGCCAUAAGAAAACAGCUAAGAUCAGCUCAGCACAGGCAGCCAACCAUCUUGUAAGAUUUCUUAAAGAGGGUGCAAGCCUCACCACAUUCCUGGAGAAAGUUGAUGGAAGACAGCCCUUCCUCCUCUGCAUCGGUGAGAAAAAGAAGAGAAUCCAGAGGUUCUUCAUUGUCGUGGACCAGAAACCCAUCCCAAGCAAUGCUCAGACAACGGUAGCUGCUUUCGAUGAGCUGUUUAAAGCUCACUACGUCUUCAGCCUCUCUUACGAUGAAGUGCUUACCAGCUUCUACACCUUCAUCCAGACAGCGGUGUACAAUAUUGAUAUCGGAAAAGCAAAGGAAAGCCCGCGAGUCAAGGAACUGAGAGCUCGACUACUGCAAGAGCGUUAAAAGGCCACCAGCUCUCAAAGGUCAGAGUACAAUUCUCUGAAAAUGUUCACAUGUUUUGUUUGCAAAAUGCACCACAAAGACUGUUCAGUUCUAUGUAAGCAUUUAAAGUUUCAACAUGGUUUGUAUCCAGCUAAGAACUUACGUUUGAAAUGCGGAGAGCGAGGGUGUGCUUCAUCUUUUUGUACGUACAAUGGCUUAAGAAAGCACCUAAACACUGUGCAUAAGCUUUGCUAUGAUGAACAGGUCUGUACUAACCAGGAAGUGGCAUCACAAAUACAUUCUGAGGUGGAAUUUUCAAGUGAUCAGCCAACUACCUCUGCAUCCAUGUUGCCAGUCCUUCCUGUUAUCACACAGAAACCACUUACUAAAAUGUGCGGUUCACUUGUUGCACACUUACAAGCCAGUG
This is a messenger RNA of Alosa sapidissima (American shad), 2261 nucleotides long. RefSeq lists its product as uncharacterized. The transcript is spliced from 9 exons. The record is from RefSeq and is a predicted model, not a curated record. NCBI's taxonomy places the organism in Eukaryota, Metazoa, Chordata, Actinopteri, Clupeiformes, Clupeidae. The coding region runs from base 794 to 1855 and encodes 353 amino acids.